Closterium sp. NIES-67 is the source of this 2262-nucleotide messenger RNA. The record is from the annotation of a GenBank genome assembly. Lineage: Eukaryota; Viridiplantae; Streptophyta; Zygnematophyceae; Desmidiales; Closteriaceae.
CGACUCUGCACGUAUAACUUGGGUGUGUGGUCGGUUCCCAGCUUCUUGAAGGUCAUGGUAUCUAGCAGCCAAGCCGUACUUUUUUCAACUUGAGCCUUGAGCAGGACCCUUUUAGUCGACAUUCGCGAUCCCACCUAUCAGGCUGCGCUUCCUCUUUCGUCCAUUCUCGUCCUCGGUUUCCCGUCUCGCGUCACCCGUCCUCUCCUCGCAUCUCGACUCUCCAACCUCGUUAGCGUACCCACGACCUGCUUACCGUAGCGCGUCGCCUUGCGUCGCCUCCCAUCGCGUUGCGUCGCCUUGCGUCGCGAUCCAGUCGCCGGAAUGCAGGCGGUGGUCGGGGCGGGCAGCCUGGCUAGCCGUGCCAGCCAGACGACCAGAGUGCACCCGCCGAUCCGACUGCGAUCCGCUAGCAGCGUUCCCUUCCAGCUCCGCCCGUCUCAGCUUCUGCCUCCCCCAGCUAACACCCUCCAAACGCCGCCCUGUGGCGCUGCGUGCCGAGGCCGCCACGCGUCCAACUUCUCCUCCGUUCCUCGACCCGUCGCCCACCAACAUCUACAUACAACAGCCGACGCCGUCCCGGAUUCUCCCUUCAGCGGCUGUAGCGCGGUUGUAGCGGAGAGAGCGGGGAGGCGGGGGAGGAGAGGGAGGGUUAGGGUUGAGGGAAGGAGCACGGUGGGUGACAGUGGGUGGGGGGGCGUGGGGAGCGAGGAGCGACAGCAGGGAUCUGACGUGGAGGGAGGGCGGGAUGUGGAGGAAGGGAAGGAGUUUGAAGGGAAGGAGUUUGAAGGGAAGGUUUUGGAAGUGGAUGGGGAGGAGGGAGAGGAGGAGGACGAGUUGGUGGAGGGCGGUUCAGUAUCGCUCGACAACGGGUUCCAGUUCUUCCCAUCCGAUCAUCGCCUCUCAGACCCAGAGAACCGAGCAGCUUCAGAAGUAGCAGAGGCAGCCGCAGCAGCCGCAGCAGCACCAGCGGCACUGGCGGGCGUGGCACCAGCACUACCAGAAAGUACUAGCAGCAGCACGAGCAGUGAUAGCACCACCGCCAUCAGCAGCAGUGACACCAUUGGCAGCAGCGGCAGCGGCAGCAGCAGCAGGGCGGGGUUGUACCGGGUACCAGUGUCAGGCGGAGUGCAGAGCGCCACUGCUGCUCACGGGCUGCCUUCUCCCGCCGUGGCUGUGCGGAAUCUAGUGGAGCAGGCCGGUUUCGCCCAUCUGUGCAGCAUCAUGUCGCGAAUGCACCAUCGGCGCAAGGGCUACCCCUUUGGCUCCCUUGUGGACUUCGCCACCGACGACGAAGGCCAUCCCAUCUUCCUGCUCUCUCCGCUCUCGAUCCACACUCGCAACAUCCUUGCAGACCCUCGCUGCACUCUUGUUGUUCAGAUCCCUGGGUGGAGUGGGCUGGCCAACGCUCGAGCCACCAUCUUUGGGGAUGUGUACCCGGUGCCGCCCAGCCAGCAGCAGUGGGCGCAGCGCUUCUUUGCGAGGCGGCACCAGCACGGGGCAGCGCAGAUGUGGGGCAACUUCAGCUACUACCGCAUGCAGCACAUCUGCGACAUCUAUUUCGUGGGCGGGUUUGGCACGGUGGCGUGGAUAGAUGUGAAGGACUAUCUUGCUGCCACUCCAGACGCUAUCGUGCUGCAGAACACAGAGGCCACCUUGCAUGAGCUGAAUGUGCGGCUGGGAUCGGAUCUGAAGCGCCAGCUAGCGUCGAUCCUGCCGCAGCCGGUGGAUGAUGCACUGUUCAUCAGCAUCGACGGCAAGGGGGUGGACAUCCGAGUCAGAAAUGGGGCUAAGUUCAACGUGCAGCGCCUAUCGUUCAACUCGCCAUCGGAGGUGCAGUCAACAGAGGAUGCUGUUGCUGCGUUGCACCACCUGUUGCGCCACGGCGUUACGCCCGUUUCCAACGGCAUGCUCCAAUAACGAAACCUCGCCUUCUUCACUCACCACAGAAUGGCGCAUGCCAUGUUGCACCCUCGUUGAGGAGUCUAUUUUUUUAGGCGCGUCAGAGCUCGCCAUGCUGCACACUCGUUUCCAGAUUCCCUCUCAGACGACAUGUUUGGGGGUACACUCCACUCAUUGAUGGCAGUUCGUAAAACCUAGUUCAGCAGCACGGAUGGUUCCUGAGAAUUCUUGAUACCAUACCCUACUGUCUGGAGCUGAGCUGUGGCUUUCCUUCCAUUCUUGCUCCAAUGAGUUGGCUACAUGUACCACUGCGCCCCUGCAAGGAUCCUACACACAAGCCUGAAAUGAAAAUGUGACUUUUUA